AUGGUGUGGGUCGUGUGCCUGGCAAUGGCGGGGAUCGGGCUGCGACUGCAAGGAGGAGGAGGAGGAGGAGCAAGGAAGGAGAGGCUAGGAAAGUACAGCCCGUACGCCGCCGAGAGACAACUGACUACCUUGGAGGAGCCUGAGGAGGGUGGCAAAGUUGGCGCGUUGUUCGGUCUCUGCAACUUAGCGACUCAAAACAUGGUGGAGGGAAAGUUGCAACUGUACGAAGGGGAUUUCGAGCUCAUAUCCACCUGUCUGAAUGACAUCACGCCAGAGGAGUUUGGCUUUCCUCCGAGCCGAGACGACGGGAAGCCGAUCAUCGACUACGUGGACAUCUUUGAGGAGAAGAAUUUCACCGCCUGCAUGUUCAAGAUUCCAGCAGGAUCUCGCCUCCCGAUGCAUGAUCAUCCUGGGAUGUACGUCUGGAGCAAAGUACUCUGGGGAGAGAUGGAAGUUUCAUCCUACGACCGGGAGACAGCGCAAGCGACCCCGCGAGACAAGUCCUUCCCUUCAUUACCCUCUCAAGCUCUGGACCUCCGUCCGUUCAAGGUCAAGACCAAGAGAGAUAGAGAGGUUUGGAGGAGUGAGGACGGCGUGAAGAUCACGACACCCACGGAAGGGAACAUACACGAAUUCCGGGCGGUCACGACCUGCUGCUUUGUAGACGUCAUCAUGCCUCCGUACGACUUCAUGCAGGGACGGCGCUGCACCUACUACGAGAUCAACGACAGGGAGGAUGGGACAUGGGCCCGGCCCAUCCGUUGCCCCGCAGACUACGUCACGAGGAGCUUGAAGUACAUAGGAGAGACGGUGGAAACGAUUGAGGGUUGA
Molecule: messenger RNA, 831 nt
Organism: Guillardia theta CCMP2712
Lineage: Eukaryota; Cryptophyceae; Pyrenomonadales; Geminigeraceae
Exons: 11
Coding region: 1-831 (276 amino acids)
Molecular function (GO): oxidoreductase activity, acting on single donors with incorporation of molecular oxygen, incorporation of two atoms of oxygen
Source: RefSeq, a predicted model, not a curated record